GCUUAGCUCAGAAAAGGCGAGGUUGGACACUUGUGAGGGGAGAAUGAGCAGCCUGCCGGUGUUAUCGUUCCGCAUGGACUCGCUGCUAGUGCAGUGUGUGAUAUCAGCCGCCAUCUAUUACGUUCCCCAGGACGCGGCCGCCCUCAUCGGCGCCUACUGGGUCGGCUCCACUUUCGGCAGAAAGAAGGUCGGCACAGGUGAGAUGGAGUUCGAAUCUCAGACAGGGAGGCAGCAAGGCAACAAAGAGUGUGUGUCGUGCGUGUGUGUGUGUGUGCAGCGAAGAGUGUGUCUGACGGCGAUGUGGCGCUGAAGGCGUUCAUGGAGUCGCGGCAGCUGGAGGCGGACAAGGUCAGAGUCGGCAAGUUCGGCAACACAUGGUCCGUCCAGAUGUGA
Vitrella brassicaformis is the source of this 393-nucleotide messenger RNA. The record is from the annotation of a GenBank genome assembly. NCBI's taxonomy places the organism in Eukaryota, Vitrellaceae.